Molecule: messenger RNA, 2475 nt
Organism: Paramuricea clavata
Lineage: Eukaryota; Metazoa; Cnidaria; Anthozoa; Malacalcyonacea; Plexauridae
Source: the annotation of a GenBank genome assembly
AUGGACCUGAUUUUAGCAAUCAACAGAAAUACCCCGGUCAAAAGAACUUUACAUAAAAAGAACGCGAUCGAUGGAGAAAUGGCAAAGCGAAUGAACAUAACAAAGUUUUCAAAUGGAACAAUGGUCAUUACUAACACAACGGAAGUCCUGAACGUCACAGACAUGAUAUUACAAGAAAAUAUAGGUAGGAAAUCUGCGCUUGGUUGAUGCAGGUCAGGUUCCGUUUGCACCACCCGAAAAUGUGCCCGGAAAAGAGCCUGCGGAGGAGGUAGCCCCGUUUACAUGAGAACGGGACGAACUCAAACUGGAACGACAUGGCCUGUAUAGUAUAUUAGUUUAAAAGAUGUGUAAUUUUUACUCCAGAUUUCCAUCUUCAAAAAGCACUUUUAUACAGGCCUUAAAAUAUCGGUCGGUCACGGACAUUGUCCGACCAAUUUGUGAAAUUGUCCGACGUAGAGAGGAAACCACCGGACAUUCUGUCCGACCUAAGUGAAACUGAGGUUUAUUGUUUGUCCGACCUAAGUGUAUUUGUGUCCAACGUAACUGCAGCUUUGUCCAACGUAAAUCAAAAUGUACCCAUAGCCCAGGACUAGAGGCUUUUAUGUUAAAUGGAAAAUCAGAGUAGUAUUGUAUAAAAGGUGAACUGGGAAUGUUUAAACGUAGUCGAGGGUGGGGCGGCGAGCGAAAUGGUGAAGUGGAAAACGAGCUUAAGUUGUCGAAGUCUUUUUUAAUACUGCUGUUCUGGCAAACAAGUUACUUUUGGCUUGGAAAUAAGUAUGAAAGAAACAAAUUAUUUAAUAUCUUCACAACAUUUACCGUUCAGAAUUAAUACAUUGUGCUGAUAUUCAUUUGUGUCAUUCAGACUUAUUUCCAAGUCAAAACUGAACUGAAGGUCACCGGACAUAUGUCCGACCGAAACUCAACGUCUUCGGACAUUUUGUCAAACGGUCCUGUAAAAGAUAUUUUAAGGCCUGACUUUUAUAUGUUUAUCUAUAUAUUUACCUCAUUCAAAUUUCAGAGGAAAAAGUUGCUGACCACCUUCUGGAAGGGGACAUAUUGUUAGAUCCGAUGGACCCUGAGGAUUAUAAAAUAUUUAAAUUGAUCAAGGAGGACAAGAAGCGGCUAGCUGAGAACAGAUUACAAAAACGUCAAGCCACUCGGGCAUUAAAACAUUUGUGGACCAGUAGAGUUGUACCGUAUGAAAUAGAUUGGUCUUUAAGUAAGUGUCGAGCUGUACGUAUUAAGAGGUGCAUUAGAGGUGUCCGUAUUAGAGAUGUGUCAGUAUUAGAAAGGUGCUUGAUUUAGACAGGUGUCCGUAUUAGAGAGCUGUUCUCAUUAGAGAGGUAACCGUAUUAGAGAGGUACCCGUGUUACAGAGGUGUUCAUACUAGAGAGAUGUCCAUAUAGGUGUCCGUAUCAGAGAGAUGUCGGUAUUAGAGAAGUGUCCGUAUUAGUGAGGUGUCUGUAUUAGAGAGGUAUCCGUAUUAGACAGGUGUCUGUAUUAGAGUUGUGUCUGUGUUAGAGAGGUGUCAGUUUAGAGAGAUGACUGUAUUAGAGACAUGUCCACAUUGAAGAGAUAUCCGUGUUAGAGAGAGGUUUGUAUUAGAGAGGUGUCAGUAUUGGAGAGGUGUUCGUAUUAGAGAGGUAUCCGUAUUAGAGAGAUGUCCGUAUUAGAGAGAUGUCUGUAUUAGAGAGGUAUCUGUAUUAGAGACGUGUCUGUAUUAGAGAGGUAUCUGUAUUAGAGAGGUGUCUGUAUUAGAAGGAUGAAACACAUUAGAGAGAUGUCCGUAAAAAGAGGUGUACGCGUUAUAAAAAUAUUUGUACAGAGAAGCCCAACUGUAUAUUUGUUUAAUUGUGCUCUUGUGUGACAAUUGAGUUCGUAUUUGCUGAUUGUAUCUUAUGUCCUAGGCGACUACAAGACCAGCAAGCUUAUAAAGGACACCAUAGCUCUCUUCAACACGAAAUCUUGUGUGAAGUUUAUGCCGCGCCAAAGGACUGAACGAGAUUGGGUGGUUUUCAUAAAAAACGAUGGGUACGUAUUGUCAUAAUUCUUCUACUUAGCACCCUAGCUCUCAAAUACGCAAUAACGGCGAUAUCAACAAAAACAACAGUCAUAACAAAAACAACAUCGCAAACAGAAACAACAACGGCAGUAAGAACAAUAGCAACAGCAACUACAGCAAAAGAUACAACAACAGAAGCAACAACCAUAACAACAGAAACAGCAACAACAACAAUAACAACAGCAGCAACAGAAACAACAACAAUAACAAUAUCAACAGAAACAACAAUAACAACAACAGCAACAGCAACUACAGCAAAAGAUACAACAACAGAAGCAACAACCAUAACAACAGAAACAGCAACAACAACAAUAACAACAGCAGCAACAGAAACAACAACAAUAACAAUAUCAACAGAAACAACAAUAACAACAACAACAACAACAGAAGCAGCAACCAUAACAACACAAUAA